CAGAAACAGUUAAUUAAAACAAAACGAUUAUAAAACAUCUGCGUACAUAUUUUUUACUUUAGAGUGUUGACUACUAAAUACAUAUAUCUACUUAUUUAUGUAUUGAUUAGUAUUAAUUGCAUUAAGAAGAAGACGUAUACUAAUUGUGUAUUUUCGUGAUUUCUACAGUUAAAGUCAUGGUCGGUUAUGUGGUUGUUCAUUUACCUAGGUUCAAUUUUUAGGGUCUAUGAUUACAAUAAACACAUAUUACAAGUGCAAUACAUGUUAAGUCCACUUCGUGCGAUUAUAGCAAAAUAAUAAUAAUACUUAUUAAAGCGAAAGUUUCUGCGAGGAGAAAUUUUAGAUUAGACGACAUCGGAUCAAAGAAAUGAUACUAUUUUCCUUCGUUAAGUCUAUAAAAGAUAGACCGGUUCUAGCUAACGCAUUAUGUAGUGUAAGCUGUGAGGUGAAAGGAUUUAAAUCACGUUAGAGGUUUAGUGAAACAGUGCAAAAUGAAUGUUUUGGCAAUUUUGAUAGGUAUUGUAGCCGCCACUUAUGGAGGUUCUUCCGAUACGAGUUCUAAAGCAAAGACAUCCACAAAAACUUACAACACCGUCGCUUUCGCUCACAGUCAAAAACCUGACAGUUACUUUCACGUUACAACACAGCAAACCCCUCAAUCAUUUCCUUACAGUUUUGCUGCAAAACCAACAUACAUGACACCAGCACCUCAACAACAACAACCUCCAUUACAGCCCACAAUGCUGAUCAUAGCGCACCCCGCACUCGUUCCUCAAAGUCUUCUUAAUCAAAUGGGGCUUGUCCAACACAUGGUGAACUAUUUCCACACAAACCCUCAAGCUAAGCAUCAGCUACUCUAUGGAAUACAGCAGCAACAACAAUUGCAGCAACAGCAGCAACUUCCUCACCCUACAGUUCAACCUUACGUUCAGCAUUUUCCAGUACCAGUAUACCAACAAUCCAUGACUUCUCCAUACCAACAAUUCGUAGCCACACCAGCCCACUUGGCCCAACCGUCUUUAGUACAUUUACAACAAACUCAUCCUGCAAGAUAUGGGAUGACAUCGCAUCAGGUCCAACAGGCACAAACUGUUCCGUUAGAUCAGAUCUCUCAUUUAGCUCAGUCUGUUGCGCAACAGUAUGCUUUAAAUCCUGGCAAAGCUGGUUCGCCUCCUGCUAUUAUAACGGGAUUGGAGAACUUUAGUCCGGAGCAGCAGGCUCACAUCAAAGUACAACUGGGAUUAGCAUCUGCUGAACAUAAUGAUGUCGCUCCUCAAAGUACCAGUUCUCAAAGUAGUAAAGCAACAAGUGUUUCAGCAAAUUCAUCUCCCAAUCCAACGACCGUUCCUGGACGUUCUUCAUAUUAUAAUUAGGGAGUUUAAUUUGGAAAUACAAGUA
Molecule: messenger RNA, 1398 nt
Organism: Agrilus planipennis (emerald ash borer)
Lineage: Eukaryota; Metazoa; Arthropoda; Insecta; Coleoptera; Buprestidae
Product: histone-lysine N-methyltransferase 2D-like
Exons: 2
Coding region: 492-1373 (293 amino acids)
Source: RefSeq, a predicted model, not a curated record